GUCAACCUGUCAACCUUGAACUGGCGUGCUCUACACAAAUCAAGAAAAGAUGCUCAAAUUCCUGCUGAUCGCUGCUGUGUUGGUGCCGGCCAUCUUGGCCGUGACCCCAGUUCGCCAAUGUGCCGGUGGUCCUUCCCUGCCGCAGACGGUGGACGUUAACGGAUGCACUACAUUGCCUUGUCCAAUUGUGAACGGUGCACCACUGGUUGCCCAUGCCCUAGGAAUCACCAGCCCGCUUGCUACCAACGGACUGGAAGCCUACAUUAUCAUCCGGCUGGCCGGUCUACAGAUUCCAUUCCCAAUGCCAGAUGGUCUGGAGGAUGCCUGCGCUAUGGGGACCGCUGCCGGAACCUGCCCCGUCUCGGUCGGACAAGUCUUCGAUUACCACCUAGAUUUUGCUGGCCAGUUGCUGUCGUUGACCGGUGUUACCGUCCAGGUCGAGGUUGGACUACGGGCUGAUGGUGGCGGUUUGGUUACUUGUGUGGAGUUUGAUGCGACCAUCGUUGGUUAAGACUAUGUUGGAUGCGGUCCCUGA
This is a messenger RNA of Ochlerotatus camptorhynchus, 535 nucleotides long. RefSeq lists its product as uncharacterized. The record is from RefSeq and is a predicted model, not a curated record. The coding region runs from base 50 to 511 and encodes 153 amino acids. Lineage: Eukaryota; Metazoa; Arthropoda; Insecta; Diptera; Culicidae. The transcript has a single exon.